AUGGAGAAGUUCACGAACUGGAGAGACAAAGGUACUGGGAUUGCUCCUUUCCUACCACCGAGUGUCGGGUCGAUCGGCGUAGCCAGCAUGGUCGGUUACAUCGUCUUAAGCGUUCUGAAGACAAUUCUGAUAUCUCCAUUGGUUGCGGUCUAUGUGCUGACUGGGAGCAAGCCCCUGUUCGGGUUAAUUGCGUAUAUUCUCUUUGACUGGAAGGUCGAUGUUACGGUCCAAGGUGUCAAGAGACGUCUACUUAACAAACGGGAACACUAUCCCCACGAGAAUGCAGUUUACCUGUGCAAUUCAUCAUCUGCGGUCGACGCCCAUGUCCUUGACAGUAUAGCGAACGGAGAGCCCUCGUUCUUGAUCGCCAGGGACAACCAGCUGUUCAAGAUGAGCAAGAGCCAGUACAUGCAGUUUGCACUAGACGGUUCGUUAAACGUCAAGAAAUAUGGUAAAGAGAUACAUAGUAUCGAGAAGUCCAGCGGCCAGGUAACUUUUAUAUUCCCCGAGGGGACCUGUUCGAACGGGAAAACAGUCCUUCCGUUUGAGAUAGAUGAGGAGCACUUGGCUGAGUUUUUAGAACCACUUGGAAGCAACGUAGCGGUUCAGGUCAUCCAUUUGAAAACCAACGCUUCUCUUACAACCCCGUUGAGGGUGUCCAAGUGGGAGUUCGUCAGCAGAGCAAUAGUGAACGGCGUCCACGUCAAGGUGAAGAUGCAUGAGCCACAGGGCUUGAGGCCGCUCGAGAAGCUAAGAGUUGUCAUGAAUGAUGGGAACAAGUUCAAGCUAGUCUCAAAGACAUUGAAUGUCGAAGCCAAGAGAAAGUUUGUAGAAGAAUACGAGAAACGUUAA
This is a messenger RNA of Torulaspora globosa, 852 nucleotides long. It is a transcript of the gene LOA1, whose product is annotated as lysophosphatidic acid acyltransferase LOA1. Bases 1 to 852 code for a protein of 283 amino acids. The transcript has a single exon. Gene Ontology annotation, molecular function: acyltransferase activity. The record is from RefSeq and is a predicted model, not a curated record. NCBI's taxonomy places the organism in Eukaryota, Fungi, Ascomycota, Saccharomycetes, Saccharomycetales, Saccharomycetaceae.